Messenger RNA from Aspergillus ochraceoroseus IBT 24754, 195 nucleotides. RefSeq lists its product as uncharacterized. The transcript has a single exon. The record is from RefSeq and is a predicted model, not a curated record. The annotation marks the transcript as partial. NCBI's taxonomy places the organism in Eukaryota, Fungi, Ascomycota, Eurotiomycetes, Eurotiales, Aspergillaceae.
CUUACUCGUGAUGAUAUGCCGCUGAUGAUGAGUGAGUUUAUCCUCACCAAUAACAGCACUGUCAUGCUGGACAACAGAGAUAUGAAGAGCUAUAGGAUACCUUUCUACAUCACUAGGUUCUUUCUUGAAGAAACAGACAUGCCUGAGUUCAAGGACGGGAGAAUCUCAUGCAUAAACUAUCAAAAACACCCAUAA